GAUAAAAUACAAUUUAUCUUCGCUGUUAGUACGAUCACUGUUGAUGAUUCCUUUGUCUAAAAAGAAAAGUUGACGGAAAUUGAGUUGCAUAGAAGAUAUGUGGAAGAUUACUUAGAUCAGUCAUUGGUUCAGUGAAUUAGACGUCACAAGCACAAAAAAUGAAAGCACCUGAUUCUGUAGAAGAUCUAAUUCCUCGGGCUGAAAUCUUUCGUUCAAAACUGAUAGAAGAUUUUCAGUUGUUGGAAUCGAUGACAAAAGGUAGUGCUGAAGUGCCUAAGUAUUACUCCAGCGAAGUGAGUGACUCGCCUGCAGCUAUGUUCAAGAUGCUAAGAGAAACACCUCACGCUCUAGUCAAGUUUCAUGUGUACACAACUAAAGCAGAAGUAACGUACGAUGACAGACGACUGAACAGAGUGAAGACAAAAAACACAAUCCCGUUUGGUCCAUGGGCUAGAAUGAUAAUUAACAAUCAACACUUCCACAAUUUCAUGUUACUGUUGAUCCUGUCAAAUUCAAUCGUUCUUGGAGUUCAAGCGGAAGUCACACACAACAAUGAUGCGUCAGUGAAAGGAUUAAAGUUGUUUCUAGACAUUUUUGAUUAUUUGUCCAUGAUGAUAUUCGUGGUGGAGAUCUUAUUAAAAUGGGUUGAUGGAUUUUGGGAGUUUUGGAAGAAUGGGUGGAACAACUUCGAUUUCUUCGUCACGGUGAUGUCAGUACUACCUGAGCUGAUCAAACUUUCUGGCAAGAUGGCCACUGAUGAGUUGGCUGUUGUAGCUGAAAACCUUAGAGUGUUUCGUAUUUUACGAUCUCUUAAAAUGGUGUCUCGUUUUGCUCAGCUACGGAUCAUCGUGCUCACUAUUUUAAAAGCUUUCAAGUCUAUGGUUUUCAUUUUAACUUUACUUGGUGUAUUCAUGUACAUCUUCGCAGUCGCUGGGACUGUUAUAUUUGCUUCGUAUUCGAAGUCAACACGAACAGACUUGCUCUACAAAAACAGCUUUAGUACGUUAGGCCAAUCACUGGCGACUUUGUUUCAACUGUUUACGUUAGAUCAUUGGUUCGACGUAUUAAGUGAUCUGACCAAAGUAUCAAAUGGCUUAGUGAGCAAAAUCUAUAUCAUAUUGUGGAUAUGUAUAGGCGCAUUUAUCUUUCGUAAUAUAUUUGCUGGCAUUAUGGUGAUGAACUUUCAGAACAUUCGUCAGGAUUUUGCAAACCAAUGCAACGAGAGAGAACAGGAAAUGGAAGAAGAUGCGAAGGAGAUGCUACUUGAAAUGGAGCUGGCUAUGCAAUUUGCUAGGCAGUCGUUGAAAAACAGAGAAACAAGCCUGCGAAAGAAAAGCGUGACGCAACACCAUGGUUCUGAAGAGAUUUUAAUGAAAGACUCUCUAAGUCAAGCGUCAAACGUGUCUCAAAGUGAAAGCCCUGCUGAGUGGGGGUUGUCAAAAGAGACACUCGCUUCUUGUCGAUUCGCCACAGUCAAUGAGUCAGUACUGCAACCAGUGGUGAACAAAAAAAGCGCUAUGGUCGAAGAUAUGAACCAAAGUGAAGGAUUUCCGGAGUCAGCAACUUGGAAUGCUACAGUCCGCCUAAAUUUGCACAACCUGGCUAACAGCACAAAAGAGACAUUAUGGCCUCGUGACACGCUUUUCAGAUAUUUUCAAUUAAUGGAAGCGUUACAAGAUAACUUAGCCGAACGACAACAACUGCAAUUACUAGCAGUUCAAGCUAUGAGCAACAUGCAUGACUCUGCAUGUCAUGAUCAAAAUGGUAGCUGAAAGCCGUGGAGUAUUUUCUGUUAAAAGUUUAAAUGUUCACUAGUUAUUUAUUAGGAAAAAAAUCGAGUUCUAAAAAAGCUUUUCUUUCCUACUCCAAUAAUUUUGGCAGUUUAUUAAUAAAUAAGU
This is a messenger RNA of Hydractinia symbiolongicarpus, 1898 nucleotides long. Its product is annotated as cation channel sperm-associated protein 2-like. Gene Ontology annotation, biological process: monoatomic ion transport; fertilization; sperm capacitation. The coding region runs from base 159 to 1772 and encodes 537 amino acids. The transcript is spliced from 16 exons. The record is from RefSeq and is a predicted model, not a curated record. Gene Ontology annotation, cellular component: CatSper complex; membrane. Gene Ontology annotation, molecular function: calcium-activated cation channel activity. NCBI's taxonomy places the organism in Eukaryota, Metazoa, Cnidaria, Hydrozoa, Anthoathecata, Hydractiniidae.